Messenger RNA from Aspergillus puulaauensis, 1020 nucleotides. RefSeq names its product putative RTA1 domain protein. The coding region runs from base 1 to 1020 and encodes 339 amino acids. The record is from RefSeq and is a predicted model, not a curated record. Gene Ontology annotation, cellular component: membrane. The transcript is spliced from 4 exons. NCBI's taxonomy places the organism in Eukaryota, Fungi, Ascomycota, Eurotiomycetes, Eurotiales, Aspergillaceae.
AUGGCAGACGGCGAAGUUGUCCCUCAUAGUCUCUAUGUCUAUGCCCCCAACAUGGGUGCACCCAUAUUGUUCACUGUUCUUUUUGGAAUCUCAGCUGUCGGUCACCUCUGGCAAUGCUGCCGGUACAACUCCUGGACAAUCAUCGGACUCCACCCACUCUGCGCCCUUAUAUUCACCACCGGGUACGCCUUGCGCGAAUACGGCGCAUACAACUACAUAUACACCACCGACACGCCCCAGCAAACCAUGACGAUCUACAUCAUGAGCCAGGUCUUCAUCAACAUAUGCCCUCCUCUUCUCGAACUCGCAAACUACCACAUCCUCGGCCGAAUCUUCUACUACGUCCCCCAUCUCGCCCCCAUAGCCCCAAACAAAGUCCUCGGCAUCUUCGGCGCCCUCAUGGGUAUCGUCGAAGCAAUCAACGCGCUAGGCGUCGCAUUCACAUCCAACCCAAAAGGCAACAAGCAGAAUCUCGGCAGCAUACUCAUUCUCGUCGCACUCAGUAUCCAGCUAUGUGUGAUAACAAUAUUUAUCUGCGUCGGCGGGCUCUUCCACCGACGAUGCGUAACAUCCAGAGCCGCAGUCCAGAAGAGAAAAAUCCCAACUCUCAUGAUCACGCUCUACACCAGCAUGGCUCUCAUCUUGAUCCGGUGUAUCUACCGUAUCGUCGAGCACGCCGGGAAUACGGCGCUGGACACGGACGACGCGCAGAAAAUGCAAAACCUCAGUCCCCUGCUGCGGUAUGAGUGGUUCUUCUAUGUCUUCGAUGGGGCAGUCAUGCUGGCGAACUCGUGGCUGUGGAAUGUUUUCAACCCCGGUCGGUAUCUCCCAAGGGAUCGGACUGUUAGUCUAGCUGAAGAUGGAGUGAGUGAGACCGAGGGUGGGAAUAAGGCGGGAUAUCAGCCUUCUAUUGCUGAGCUGGGGAGGGCGGCCUUGCAGUUGUUGACGUUUGGGCUUUGGGGACAGAUGUUUCCGCUGGAUGAGAAGGAUGAGAAGGAUGUUCGGUCUGUUGCUUCUUGA